GUUUCUGGGGUAUAAAAGCAGACCAGCUCACCGCGUUGUGACAUGUGGUUCUGACAGUCGUGUACAGAGAAGCGAGUGGCUAGGCUGCACGGAGGACUCAAGCUACAAGCCGAAUCAUCAUUUACCCAAGCCAUCACAACAUAUAUUGAGGUUUAAUUGAUGACUAUGGACAAUACGCAGCAAACAGAGAAGGAAAGUCCGGAGGAGAGAUUUGAUUUCUUCCUUCUCGGCAUACAGAAGAAGGUGCAAGAAAGGGGGGCUCCCUUCAUCAGUCAGAUGGCGGCCUCGAUGUGGGAGCACAUGGCAGCGGACGAGAGAUGGGGGUAUGAGGAACAGGCCCGAAACAAGGAGCACAGACUGAGCCACGUGGAUUUUAGUAACGCAUUUCGGCCACGGAGGACAUACUGCGCAUGGCUUGAGCGACUGCUGAACCAGGCUAACAGACAGAACAGGAUGUUCAGAGAGAUAGAAGAAACUGUACGCUCGCUCAAACACCACAACUCACUGAAAACCCACCUGUUCCACCUGGUGCACGUCAACUACUGCUGCAAGGAUCGCAGUGGCAGGUACCUGGGCUGUGAAAUUGCUCUCGUUGAGUUCAGUUUUGUGGACGGCGUUACGAAUAAUUUCCAUGCAUUCAUUAACCCCGGUGACAUUCCUCUUGGCUACGCUUCUCAGGCAUUCAAACAUGCAACAGAAACUCACCCGAUUCCACUGCCUCCAGACGGUUUCGGGAGUGAGUCACAUCAUCAAGAAAUACUCAGCAACAUUAGAUUUUUUCUAAUGGGAGAGGACGGAGACGAAACAAACCUGCCGCCUCUGUAUACGUCACCAGGAGACAUCGAAGCUGUUGAAAGCGUUUUGUGCCUACUGAAUGAACACCCUGGUCAGCAAAUGAAUGCAGGAAGAGACAACUUCCACGUAUACUCUGUGUGCAAACUGUUUCACGAACUCCGGAAUGCAAGCAUGGGUGUUCCAAGUGAUGUGAUCUUGCCUCCCAACUUCUUGGAUGAACGCGAGCUGAUUAAAAAAGACUUGAAAUAUGCGGAGGGAAUCUCACGCGACUUCCAUGAACUACAAACAAUGCGACACUGCAGUCUGUGGCAUUUGCUGAGUUGGAGUACCUUCAUUGUGGAUGAGUGCUGUGGGCCGCUGGCGAUAGAAAUUGUUCCAGAAAAACAUCUCACUUUCAGCUCCUAUCUUACCACGCACGUGAUUCGCUGCUGCAAUCAGAAAAUUGUCCCUAAGCAACAGCAGUGAAGCAGAAUAAACCAGUACAACAAGUGAGCGCAGUAGGAGACUUCCGGCCAAUGUUACAGCGGCCCGUGCGUCCUCUCCGCAGACCCAGAGACCCCAAUGAAGUGAACUUGAUGCGUGCCCUCUCCAAGCAGUGAGAACAACUGUGUGAACAUCACUUUCUCCUAACCCCAGUGAGGCAGAGGCUACCCCCAGUUGGCCCCAGACGUAGGGUUGGCACC
This is a messenger RNA of Cryptotermes secundus, 1478 nucleotides long. RefSeq names its product protein maelstrom homolog. Bases 160 to 1260 code for a protein of 366 amino acids. Gene Ontology annotation, molecular function: sequence-specific DNA binding. The record is from RefSeq and is a predicted model, not a curated record. NCBI's taxonomy places the organism in Eukaryota, Metazoa, Arthropoda, Insecta, Blattodea, Kalotermitidae. Gene Ontology annotation, biological process: piRNA processing; regulation of miRNA-mediated gene silencing; spermatogenesis. The transcript has 2 exons. Gene Ontology annotation, cellular component: P granule; nucleus.